UGGUGGACUUAUUAAUAAAGUUACUACGAAUGAAUUCUUUUAUUUGGAUGUUUCUAAACCAUUUAAAUCAACAGAAGAUGUCUUAAUACCAUGGGUUGACCUUACUUAUACCGGCGGUCCUCAAAAAGCAUAUACUACAGCAUGUAUUGGUGGAAAAAAUAACGAUAUGAUUUUUAUUUUUGGUAAUAAACCUAAUAAUAAUCAAUCAUUCGUUAAUCAAUUUGAUACAAAUAAACAGCAGUGGAUUAAUAUCACAUCUUCUGGAAGUGUGCCCACAAAUAGAGAUGAUAUUUCAUGUGCUAAAUUUAAUAAUGGAUUGAUUGCUAUUUUUAGUGGUUAUAAUUAUACACCGAUUGCUAGCACUAAUGAACUUUGGAUAUUCAAUACACUAACAUUGACUUGGAAUUUAAGCAGUGCAAUAAAUGCUCCUUCAUCUCGAAUGUCUUAUUGCGCAAUAACUUUGCCCGAUGAUAAUAUUUUAUACAUUGGUGGACUUAAUUAUACUGUUACUUUUAUGCCAAUGGACAAUUUACCGUUAUAUAAUACAAAAACUAAUACGUGGACAAUUAUGAAUACAUCUGGCCCAACUCCUCCCGCUCGCUAUCGUUUCUCAGCAGUAUUAACUCCUGACGGGCGUAUCAUAAUAUUUGGUGGUUUUCAAUUACUUAGCGGUACGUAUGGUGAUCUGUGGAUCUUAGAUAUUAUAACGUAUCAAUGGUCGGUUGGAAACAUUUUAAACCCAAUUGCAAAUUUAAGUCUUACUAGACAUACUGCAACAUUAGUGGAUAAUUAUAUGUUAGUUGCUUUUGAAAAAGUCAGGUUGCGUACCGUUCCUGAUAGAGUUUUAAAAAAUUACGUUACUAUCGAAGUAGUAAAGUUACAGCGUGAAUUUCAAAAUGGUACUUAUUCAUCAAACAUAUUUAUGUUAAAUGUAAGCCAAAAAGAUUCCUAUAGAUGGGUUACUGAAUUUAUUCCAAAUACUACAACAACUACUACAAAUUCUACAAUUUCAAGCAGUACAGACUCUAAAAAUACUAGUUUAAUGAUUGGAGUCAUCAUUGGCAGCAUCAUUUUUUUAGUAAUAUUUGUAACUGCUAUUAUUUUCACCCUAAAAUUUAUUGAUUAA
Messenger RNA from Cetraspora pellucida, 1126 nucleotides. NCBI's taxonomy places the organism in Eukaryota, Fungi, Glomeromycota, Glomeromycetes, Diversisporales, Gigasporaceae. The record is from the annotation of a GenBank genome assembly.